Bemisia tabaci is the source of this 1298-nucleotide messenger RNA. Its product is annotated as major facilitator superfamily domain-containing protein 9. Lineage: Eukaryota; Metazoa; Arthropoda; Insecta; Hemiptera; Aleyrodidae. Gene Ontology annotation, molecular function: transmembrane transporter activity. The record is from RefSeq and is a predicted model, not a curated record. Gene Ontology annotation, biological process: transmembrane transport.
GGAUUUUUAGAAUUUAUCUUCUUACCGCACAUAAUUUUUCUGCACACUCUUCAAAAUGAGUGAGAGUUCAGAGAGUAGGAAAAGACAGCUGUAUCUAGUUUAUUUGAUUUCACUUAUAGAUUUGUUCAGUGUAAGUUUAGUGAUACCUAUUCUGUCUACACAUUUGCUAUCUUUAGGCAUCUCACACGUACAAAUAGGACUUCUAGGGUCUGUGUAUUCUUUUAUGCAGUUGCUUUCAGGUCCAUGUAUCGGGAGUUGGAGUGAUGUGAGUGGUCGCAAAAAUGUUUUGGUUCUCUCUCUAUUCAUUUGUUCAGCAUGUUACCUACUUCUAGGCUACUCUACGGCAUUUAUCUUUAUUCUGCUCUCCAGGUUUAUUCUUGGUAUUAUCAAAAGCACACAGAUUUUAUGCAAAACAAUCAUAGCAGACAUUACCCCGCCAAGUCAGCAGCUUGAAGCGUAUGGACUUUUCACAUCUAUUACAUCUCUAGGAUUUGUCAUUGGUCCCUCGUUUGGGGGACACAUUGCUGAGUUAGAAAAUGGAUUCAUGUAUGUUUGCUCAAUUACCAGUUUUUUAUUCAUUGUCAAUUCCCUUAUAGUUAUUUUUUUCGUGAAGAAUUCCAAGGAUAACUUGAAAGUGCAAAAUUCUAAUGCCUCUGUCAUUGAGCAAGUCAAGUUGACGUGUAUGAAAUUAAUUUCCAUUAAAUGGGAGAAACAUUAUCCGGUCUUUCUAGUCAGGUUCCUCAUUGGAGUAUCAGUAUUCAUGUUUUUCUCCAACUACACAUCAUACAUGAAAGAGACCUUCAAAAUGUCACCGUCAACAAUUGGUUACACUGUCUCAUUCCAAGGAUUCAUAAGCGCAGCUGCUGGUUUUGCUUUUAAGUACGUUCAUAUCGCAGAGUCAAGCAUAGUGCGAUGUUAUUAUUUAUUAAUUUUACUGAGCAUCAGUUUUUUCUUUUUGACGUUUGUUCACUCAUUUUCCUUGUUUAUGUUUUUCUUAGUUCCAUUGUUUGUUAGCCAUUCUUUAUUGAGAGUUGUUACGAUCGAGAUGGUGUUCGAGAACAGUGAUUCCUCUGAGAGAGGAUCACUCAACGGUGCAUUCAAUAGUGUCAUGUCAGUUGCCAAACUAAUAACACCUCUCAUCUCGGGUUUUGUCAUUGAUAGCUAUGGUUACAAGGCAGUAUUGUUCAUUUCUUUCCUCUUGUGUGGAUUAGCAGCCAUUUUUUGUAAAUCCGUUUGUAAGAACAAAAUACAGAGUAAGAUUGAAUAAUACUUUUCAAUAAAAAGUUUAUUUUGCAUAA